AUGUCACUAACCGGCUUCAACAACAAUACCUCGGUUACCAUGGGGAUAAUAGAUCUUGAUGUCUAUUCUUCACUAGUGAGCAGCUCGCAAACCUUCAUGGUCAUCGACGAAGUCUCCUCCUAUAAUGGCAUCCUAGGCAUACCAUGGAUUGGCAAGAUCAACCCCAUCACUUCUGCCACACUUAAAAAAAUUCGCUACCAAUCCCCGUAG
Prunus armeniaca (apricot) is the source of this 210-nucleotide messenger RNA. Lineage: Eukaryota; Viridiplantae; Streptophyta; Magnoliopsida; Rosales; Rosaceae. The record is from the annotation of a GenBank genome assembly.